AUAUUUGAUGGGGAAGUGACACGCGUACGAAGCUUACGUUGUUCUCACCACGAAGCCGGGUGGCUUUUGAAGUUUUUCUCUUGAAUUAAAACAUAUAGGCCUAGUCAGUAAUCAUGGUCUCUGUUAUAAAUACUGUUGAUACUGCACAUGAAGAUAUGAUUCAUGAUGCACAGAUGGAUUAUUAUGGGGUGCGUCUUGCCACCUGUUCCUCAGACAGAUCAGUCAAAAUAUUUGAUGUUGUCAAUGGUCAACAAACAUUAGUUGCAGAUUUGAGGGGUCAUGAAGGCCCAGUAUGGCAGGUUGCAUGGGCACAUCCAAUGUUUGGCAACAUCCUGGCAUCUUGUUCAUAUGAUAAAAAAGUAUUGAUUUGGAGAGAUUGUAAUGGCCAAUGGGAGAAAAUAUAUGAACAUGGGGAUCAUGACUCAUCAGUGAAUUCAGUACAGUGGGCUCCCAGGGAAUUUGGUCUAGUACUAGCCUGUGGGUCAUCUGAUGGUUCAGUGUCCAUUUUAAGCUACAGCGAAGGCCAGUGGUCAUCAGAAAAAAUCAAGGAAGCUCAUUCGAUUGGUUGCAAUGCCGUUAGUUGGGCACCAGCAGUAGUUCCAGGGUCAUUGAUUGAACCCCCAUCAACACAAAGACCAAACAUAGCUAAGAGAAUAGUGACAGGAGGAUGUGAUAACAUGGUCAAGAUUUGGAAAGAAGAUAAUGGUAAAUGGGCGGAGGAGCACAAACUAGAAGCCCACAGUGAUUGGGUUCGAGACGUUGCCUGGUGCCCGUCUAUAGGUCUUCCACAGAGCACCAUCGCUAGUUGUUCACAAGAUGGUCGUGUAAUAAUCUGGACCUGUGAUGGCAGUACAGGCAACACAUGGAACCCAAAGAUUUUGAAUAAAUUUAAUGAUGUCGUUUGGCAUGUUAGCUGGUCGGUGACUGGAAAUAUUUUAGCUGUGUCUGGUGGAGAUAAUAAGGUUAGUUUAUGGAAGGAGUCAUUAGAAGGGCAGUGGGAAUGUGUUAGUGACGUGAGUAAAGGAGAAGGAGUGAUCGAAGGACAACAACAAACACAAUAAAAACAGCUACACAACUCACACCAGCAAUCUGAGAACAAGCAAGUAAAUACCUCAUAAUGGUAGGAGAGUUGCUGAGGUCAGAAAGCUGAGACUAAGAAUUGUGGAAUAACCAAUUAUCUUGGUUACAACUUAUACCCCAUGCAGACUAGCAUUGCAUUACGAUCUGUUUGUAGCAAUUGCAACACCCAAUUGCAAAGUAAAAUCAUUUGUGAAAGCUCACCAAUUGCGAUUGGGUGGUACAAUCUUUAUUACUCCCAAUUACCACAGAAUCCGAUCGCAGCAAAUCACAACAAAUUUCACAGGCACUAUUUGGCUGAGGUCAGUCAACAUAGGCCUACCAUUGGAGGCCUAGGCCCUAGAAUGUAAAGUUUUUUUUUGUGUUGGUCUAAAUGCGUUCGUUGAUUGUGAUGGGGAGUAAUCAGUUUUGGAUUACCACCGAUUACAUCGCAACCGAGUGUAGUCUGAAUAUGGUAUUAGACCUUUGGUGGCAGUUGUUCACUCCUUAUUUUACAGUGGGUUUGACCUUUUCCUAUGAAUAUGUUUUAACUUUUGAGACUACACUGAAACUUGCUUUUCCCCCAAUAAGGUUUGAUCUUUACUACAGUAGGUUUAACCUCUAUUUUUACUAAGGAAUUAUCUAAUACAGUAUUUUACUUGGCUUUGGCCUUGCUUAUUGCCCAUCAACAUUAUAUGAUCUUGAAUAGACUUGGCUUUGCUCUUUUUCUAAGAAUAGUAUUUUUGUCUUUCUCAAGUCACUCAACUUAAGGCUUAUCUGGCCUUGGAAUUUACAUAAUGCCUAGGAUUUCAUCUUUAAAAAACUUAUUCUAUUUGUAUUUAUUCCAAUUGUUUAAGGAAAAUUAAUUUGACUUUCAACCUGAAAGGCCCAUUUGUAUGAUUAAUUUAAAAGAUUUAAAUAGUAAAGACUAAUAUUCAACGUAAGCGAAUAUAUUUAUAGUGAGAAAAAGAGGGAAGGAAUAUAGCAACCUUACAGAUUAACUUACCCAUCGAAUAGUUAUGUAAAAAUCAUUGAUAAUGUUAACACGUACAAUAGAUUGUACAAUCUGGGAAAUAAAUAAAAAGUAAAAGAAUUGCAUAACAUCAGAGAAGAUUCCUACCAAAUAAUAAUUUGAUUAUUGUAUGAUGGUUAUUGUAUGAUGGUUACCUGAGUUUCAUAAAAAGGACCAGUUUGUAAUACUGUAGUACCCUAAAUAUAUCGAUAUGUUUGAGUAUACCAGAAGUAACAGAGAGAGAUGUUUUUGUUCAUUAUGAGUGUAAUAUUGUCUUAUGCAUGCCAUAUUGUUAAGACUGAUUCCCAUUAUGUGUUUUGUAAUAAAUAUCAAUAGUGGUAGCUAUAGCGUGCCGCCAUGUUUUCAAAUCUCCCAAGAAUUCUGCUCUUAUUGUAAAUAAAAUGUUAUGGAUACCAUGGUA
Messenger RNA from Anneissia japonica, 2489 nucleotides. Its product is annotated as protein SEC13 homolog. Gene Ontology annotation, molecular function: protein binding; structural molecule activity. The record is from RefSeq and is a predicted model, not a curated record. The coding region runs from base 114 to 1061 and encodes 315 amino acids. Gene Ontology annotation, biological process: positive regulation of TOR signaling; protein import into nucleus; COPII-coated vesicle budding. Gene Ontology annotation, cellular component: COPII vesicle coat; nuclear pore outer ring. The transcript has 9 exons. Lineage: Eukaryota; Metazoa; Echinodermata; Crinoidea; Comatulida; Comatulidae.